GACGUUUGAAGCAGACACCUCCCACCCAAAAAUAGAGGUCACUGCGGCUUCAGUUUGGGACGAAGCAUUCGCCGGAAUCAAAAUCAAAAUCGGCGAUAGCAAUUAGCAACAGUCCCAAACAACAAUGAGGUACAAUUUCGACCUGAACGAAGCUGAUUCUGAUCCACCUCGAUCUCUAACUCCAAAACGGGAUGUUGAUUGGGUUCCUCUCAAGACCCACCCCGUUUUCACUCCCGCCGCUGCCUCCGCCUCCGCCUCCGCCGCCAAUUAUGGCGGUUCUGUUCCUCCGCCUCUUAGAAACCUUCUGGUGUCCGACGGCGCCUCUCGUCUCUAUUUCUGGGACUCCACCAAACUCUGCUUGCACCGGAUUUCCAUCCGCCUCGGAGAACCCGAACCCACCUCCGUCCUCGCCGCUUCUCCUUCUAAAGUGUUGCGACCGGAUGUGCAACUUGAUUUUUUGGUGCAUAAGAUUUCUAUCAAUCAGAAUGGAUCGGCAUUGGCCCUUGUGGGUUCAGGCGGGUUGGGCAUAAUGUACCUUUAUGGUCAUAGUUCUACUAGAGAUGACAACACAGUCAUUUGUAGGACUGUUAAAGUUGGUCCGCAAAUCUACUGUGGUGGCCAUGAUGUCAUACGCACGCUUCAAGUUUCUUGGCACCCAUAUAGUAACUUCCAUCUUGGUGUCCUUUCAUCUGAUUCUGUUUUCAGGCUUUUCAAUUUGUCUUCAGAUAUUGUGCAACCAGAGCAAGAAUAUUAUCUACAGCCAGUGGAACCUGGUCAAUCUAAAAAUGCCACGUCAAUCUGCCCUGUUGAUUUUUCAUUUGGGGAAGACCAUUUGUGGGACAAGUUCAGUGUGUUUGUUUUAUUCAGUGAUGGUUCAAUUUACAUCCUUUGCCCAGUUGUUCCAUUUAGAAGUGUUUACAAGUGUGAAUCUAUAUUGGAGAUUUAUAACGAUGCUCAGUCCUAUGGGCUCAAAUCAGCCAAUCCAACAGCUGUCAGUAAUUCCGGUCUUGCAAUUUCUUGGUUGGAAGAAACUUUUCCAAAUUUAGUCCAAGCAACAGAUGGAGGGGACGCAUAUGUGAUAGUAGCCCAUCCUUGUGCUUUAUUUGAUGCGUCACUUGCAAUGCAGGGGCCUUUGAGGAGAGCGUGUAAUGAUGAUGGAGAUGAAGAAGAUGUAUCAAUUAAAGGUGCAGAAUGUGAAGGCCGUGCAGUAAGUUUAUUAUAUAAUCUAAUCAGCAAAGACUCUGUUCUUGUGACAGCGUGGAGUGGUGGGCAACUGCAGAUUGAUGCCCUUGCAGACGAAAUUCAACCUGUCUGGAAUCUUGGUUGUCCCCCACGUGUACGUGUUGAUCCGAAUGACAAUAUUCUCGGUCUUGCCAUGAUAUGUGAAGUGGUUACAGGGAAGCUCUCCAAGGUGAAGCUUGAUCAACCACUUGAUCAUACUGUUUGGUUGGGGCUCCCGCCCCCUUUGCUGAGACUGGCUAUCGUAGAUCUAGCCCUUCCAAAGAAAAUGGAGAAAGAUUCUCUUAUAACAAUGUUUGUUGAUAAACUUAUGGAUCAAAGAAUUUAUGCUCUUCAUAAUGGAGGUAUAGACUCGAUUAUAUUGCAUUUUCUCCCAUUCACUAGUCAAAGCAAAGGACAGAACCAGACCAUGAGAACUCCCUCUGUGCAUCCUGUUCUGAAUGCCUGCCAGGGAGACACUUCCAACCCUUCUCCACUUUGUGGUUUUGCCUCAUUAUCUGAUUCAUUAGGAUAUUCUUGGAUUCUGGGAGUUACCCUUUCUCAAGAGUGCAUUGUUCUAGAGAUGAAGACUUGGAACCUUCUAGUCCCAGUUCAGGUUAGCAAUUUCCUAGAUGAGGGAAAAUCAGCUGCAGCAGGAACAGGAGAGAAAAAUGAAAGUGAAAGAUCUGAAAUUAUAAGCAAAGAUCUUCUUGGCGGACCUAAGGUGGUUCUCCUUCCUCAGUCAUCAUCAACUAUGCGUUCUGUGACUGCUGAUUCCAUUGAAGGACGGUCCAUGCUUCAUCAGUAUUUCAAGCUCUUCCAUGAAAAUUACGUGGAGUAUGCGCAUGCGGUGUACUACGAGCUCAAGCAGCAUGAGCCCAAGUUGAAGAGGUUAAUUGACGAUCAGCAAACUCGUUUAAAAGAGGCACAACAGAAGCUCAUAAAAGUAGAGGGGAAACAGCAAUUAUUGGACGACAGGAUAGAACGUGCAAUCAAACUGCACAAUGUCCUGGAAGAGCGGAUACAUCAGUUGAAGAACUUGCCAGGGGCUCACAAAAAGCCGUUGUCCAAAGCGGAAAGAGAGUUCAAAUCGACACUUGACCACUUUACAGAUAUUGAGUUGGACGCAUUGCAUACUUCGAUUGAUACACUAACUGCAAGACUAAGGAGGUUCACAAAUUCUAAGAACAACAAUCUAGUGAACCAACAACAAAAAAUGUACAGGAGAAACACUUAUAUCCAAAGCUCUCAGAUCUCCCAACUCAAAUCAUCGCUUGAGAAACUCUCCCUCCUCAAUGCUGAGAACACUAAAAAGGUUAAGCUAGUUGAAUCUACAAUACAAAGCAAAGAGAGGAAAAUAUGCUGAUAUCUUCUCUUCUCUGUACUUGAAUGUGUGCAAUGGAAUGAUAUCUCUGACUAUUUCUGUAAAGAAGCCUGCCUCAAACCCCCCAAAUUCUGCAGACUCAAGUCAAAUCAUCUGAAUUUUGAAGCCUGGAGAACAUCUGACCAGAAGAUAUGUAGGUUGAAGAUAAUGUUUGAUUGGUCUGAAAAUUGGCGCUCUUGGAGAGGGGCUGAGAGAAGAAGUGAUAUUUAUAGUUUUUGUAUUGGUAAUUCAUUGGCUGUACUAUUGAGUAGCUCCAUAUUCUGUGUAUUAUAAAACUCAUUACUUUAGCAUAUGAUCUUAUUCAUACAAGAUUAAGCGAAA
Molecule: messenger RNA, 2923 nt
Organism: Benincasa hispida (wax gourd)
Lineage: Eukaryota; Viridiplantae; Streptophyta; Magnoliopsida; Cucurbitales; Cucurbitaceae
Gene: MOS7
Product: nuclear pore complex protein-like protein
Biological process (GO): mRNA export from nucleus; protein import into nucleus; ribosomal large subunit export from nucleus
Cellular component (GO): nuclear pore
Molecular function (GO): protein binding; structural constituent of nuclear pore
Source: RefSeq, a predicted model, not a curated record